Molecule: messenger RNA, 1434 nt
Organism: Paraphaeosphaeria sporulosa
Lineage: Eukaryota; Fungi; Ascomycota; Dothideomycetes; Pleosporales; Didymosphaeriaceae
Product: RNA-binding domain-containing protein
Exons: 3
Coding region: 1-1434 (477 amino acids)
Molecular function (GO): RNA binding
Source: RefSeq, a predicted model, not a curated record
AUGUCUAAGACCAAGGCUACCAAACCCAGCGCCGACAAGAAGGCCUCCAAGAAGGUCGAUGCCCCCAAGGUGAAGGAGGGUCGCGUCACCAAGCCUUCCCAGACUCCCAAGGCCAAGAGCAAGGAGAUUGCCAAAUCUGCUGCUGGCGCCGACAAGAAGUCCAAGAAGUCCAAAAAGGCCCCUACUCCCGAGCCCGAGUCCGAGGACUCUGAGUCCAGUGCCUCUGAGGAGGACAGCGACAGCUCCGAGAGCGAGGAGGAGGCUAAGCCCGCUGCUAAGGCCAACGGCAAGGCUAAGCCUGCUGUUGCGGCCAAGGCCGAGGAGUCCUCCGACUCUUCUUCUGACAGCGAGUCUGACAGCGACGAGGAGAUGGCCGACGCUCCUGCUGCUAAGGCUGCCACCCCCGCCAAGGCUGCUGCGAAGAAGGACGACUCUGAUUCUUCCGACUCCGACUCUGAGAGCGACGACUCUGAGGAGGAGGCCAAGCCCGCUGCUAAGGCAGCCAAGGCUGACUCUGAUUCCGAUGACUCUUCCGACUCUGAUGCCGACUCCGACGACUCUAGCGACAGCGACGAGGAGAAGGAGGCCCCCUCCAAGAAGCGCAAGGCUGAGGCCGAAGCUGAGCCCGUUGUCAAGAAGACCAAGACUGAGGCCUCUGGCGAGGAGGAGGGCAUCAAGAACUUGUUCGUUGGCAACCUCAGCUGGAAUGUUGAUGAGGACUGGCUGUCCCAGACCUUCGCGCCCCACGGCACGAUUGAGGGCUGCCGCAUCAUCACCGACCGCGAGUCUGGCCGCUCCAAGGGUUUCGGAUACGUUGAGUUCAGCAGUGCUGCUGAGGCAAAGGCUGCCAAGGAGGCUCUCCACGACUCCGACCUCGACGGCCGUGCCCUGAAUGUCGACUUCAGCCAGCCGCGCCAGCAGAACCAGGACAAGGGUGCCGCUCGCGCCAAGCAGUUUGGUGACAAGCGUAGCGCGCCUAGCAACACACUGUUCAUUGGAAACCUCUCCUUUGACUCGACCAACGACACCAUCGGUGAGGCCUUUAGCUCCUUCGGUGAGAUCACCCGUGUCUCGCUGCCCACCGACCGCGACACCGGUGCCCCCAAGGGCUUCGGAUACGUUGAGUUCAGCUCCGUCCAGGAGGCCCAGGCUGCUCUUGACGGCCUCAGCGGUCAGGACGUUGACGGACGCAACAUCCGCAUCGACUUCGCUGCUGCCCGUGACAACAACGGUGGUGACCGUGGUGGCCGUGGUGGUGGCUUCGGCGGAGGUCGCGGCGGUGGCCGUGGCGGCGGCCGUGGUGGCUUUGACCGUGGAGGUCGUGGUGGCGGACGCGGCCGCGGCGGUGACCGUGGUGGCCGCGGCGGCCGUGGUGGUUUCUCGACCAACCGUGGUGGCUUCGGCGACUUCAAGGGCCAGAAGAUGACCUUUUAA